UUGAGGACGCUGCGUGCAGUCCUACACAUGGGCCAGGCACUCAAGUAUAGACUGUGGUGGAUGCUUCCCACAGCGACCUUUGCGGGCGUCAUGGAAAUAUUUGGAUGGAGUGCCAGGUUUUGGUCGAGCCAGAGCCCCAAGCUCACACAAGCGUUUCACUGCAGGCUCGUCGGCACUAUCAUAGCACCUACACCACUAGUCGCAGCUAAUUUUAUCGUCCUUGGCAAGACAAUCACCCAAGUUGGACCCCAGUUCAGCCGUCUGACCCCCAAGAUGUAUACCAUCUUGUUUUGCUCCUUUGAUGUUAUUUGCUUGGUCGUACAAGCUUUUGGAGGCGCAUCCCCUGCGCACGCUGUUAAUCAGGGGACAAGUGCUAAGAAGAUGUGUAUAUCAUCCAGUAUUUCGUGUGCUAUAGUGGUCUAUGUCACUUUGGCGGUCGAGUUUCUCUUGCAUUUAAGAAAUAAGGCACCCUUCCGCCACGUUGACAAUCGUAUGUCGGAGAAAGGUCAACGUCCCAUAAAUAAGAACCUGCAACUUAUGAUUUUCGGGGUGGAAUUCUGCAUCUUCAUUCGAUCCGUGUACCGUACUGUAGAGCUCGCCAACGGAUGGACUGGGACAGUGAUUACAACGCAGCGCUACUUCGACUGGCUAGAUGGUGCAUUAGUCACUCUCGCUAUUUACACUCUCAAUGUCAUGCACCCAGGUAUCUAGCUAGAGAGGAAUGGUCCUGUUGCUAAUGCUUCACAGCAAGCUGACGACGAAGGAGUUAGAGACUUCGAUUUUACACUUUAAUUGCCCUUGAGCUUUACAACGAAAUGGCUGGACUGUCACAACUACUAGUAGACAGCGGUCACCAUUGGCAUAAUAUGACUGCGCUUCGUUGGACCUCUCCCGCUCGUUAUGCAUAUACUGCUUCUAUUCAAGUAUCUCCCUACAAGCCCCUGUGAUUGUCGUCACUUCUUGGAUAUUUCUAGUUUUCGCACCGCUUGUCUCCUGCUGUCCCUUCCAAUAAUGUGUUGCAAUUGACGCCGGGC
This is a messenger RNA of Suillus paluster, 1034 nucleotides long. Its product is annotated as RTA-like protein. Gene Ontology annotation, cellular component: plasma membrane; fungal-type vacuole. The transcript is spliced from 7 exons. Bases 28 to 711 code for a protein of 227 amino acids. The record is from RefSeq and is a predicted model, not a curated record. NCBI's taxonomy places the organism in Eukaryota, Fungi, Basidiomycota, Agaricomycetes, Boletales, Suillaceae.